ACCGAAGCCCACACGAUUGUAUUCAACAACACAUAAUGUACCUCUAAAUUCUUAAGGGUUUUCUACCAUACCUCCACCUUUUUCUGUAGAAACUAAAUGAAAUUCAAAUUAUACAAAACGCCAUCUAUCGCACCAGAAUGGAAAUGUUCAACCAACUGAAGGAUGAAAGCCAGAAAAUGCUUCAAGAGCUGAGGAAAUGGACAGCAGAUUCGGGGGCCGAGUUGGCGGCCGUGUACGGAAACAUGAAGAAGACAGGCAAGAACAGCGUCGACGGCAUCGUGCAGUGGAUGAAGGAUGUAAAACUGAUCUCCUCAAAAGAAACCGAGGAUAAAGUCCGAGCAGAACUCGACAAGGCGCCAGAUAAGAAAGACGUCGGCUUCCAGCAGUUCCGGAACACAGUAUUCCAGCUGGUGGAGGACCAGAAGAAGGCGUUGGAGGGGGUGGGGGCAGCGGUGAAGGAGCAGGGGGGGAGGCUGGCGGCGGCGUUCACGGCGGGGACGAGCGCUGUGCAGGAGGCGCUGAGCAAGGAUGCCAAGACGACAGGGAAAUAGCGCUUAAUAGAAUAGUUCAAAAACUUCCACGGAUCAUUAAAUAUAGUAAGAAUAGAGUGCUCACUCCAUACAUCAGUUUUGGUACCAAAAUGACUAUUAUUUUCGCAGUCGACAUCUAGCAUCGAUUAGCGGAAUUAAUAGUACCGCUACUUGAUACUAGAAUUCUCUAGUGUCGCCACUCACGAAAGUUGUAGGUAUUGAACAACAAAUUACAACUAAUAUUAAAAGGAGAAGGAUUUGAAAAUAGAGUUCCGGUUCAUCCGGUUAUAAUAUUAGCUGAAAAUCGUUGAGCAUUAGACUUUUCGGUCCCUUUGUUUCCCAUAAAUUCUUGUCAUAAUGUAUUGUUUGUCAUAUUAUCAUUAGUGCUAAAACUGAAACCGUUAACUAUUCAGGGUUUUCAUAAGGUUCAUCCUAUAGAUAGGUUAGAUUAGGUUUGUUUUAUGGCAAUCCUGAAAAGUUACGCGCUUCUAAACCAAACAGAUUAUGACUAACGAAAAUGCGGACAAACAAUACAUAUGACUUAAAACUUUUUGGGAAACAAUAAUAGAGACCCGAUGAAUGACGCUCAAGAUACUGAAAACUACCUAUUCAUAUAUCAUAUCAUACGAUGGAAAGGAAGCAUUGGAAGCAUAUUAAGUAAAGGAGAAUAAGACAAACAAAAACUAACGAAGCGCUCUAAGAAGCCAAAAAUAAAACUGUGCAGGAAGGAUAACAAUAGGUUUAUAAGAUUAAUAAGACAGGCACAUGGUAACGUAUGUGUUGAUGAAAUAUAAACCGUACCUAUAACUACACCUACAUUUUUUACAAUUGAUUGUAAUUAUUGUACAUACAUAAAUAAAGGGCUAAGAAUCA
Messenger RNA from Cydia splendana, 1403 nucleotides. RefSeq lists its product as uncharacterized. Bases 138 to 551 code for a protein of 137 amino acids. The record is from RefSeq and is a predicted model, not a curated record. Lineage: Eukaryota; Metazoa; Arthropoda; Insecta; Lepidoptera; Tortricidae. The transcript is spliced from 4 exons.